GGAAUAGAGAGAGUGAAAAUUGUUAAAGAUGAAGUUGAACAGGCUGCACUAAAAUCUAUUCUUAACCAUGCCUCACCAAGGGCAGUUCUAGAAAAUUUGAGUAGGAAUAAAUGUUACAGAAAAGAAAUGCUGGAGAUUGUGAAAAAAGUAGUGCAGAGUGAAAUAAAGCAAAUUUCAAAGAAGAAUAGUGACAUAUUCAAAGGACACGCAUCCAACAAUGAAAAACUAGUUAAAUUUGACUGGAAAUGUACGAGUCAGAAGCUCCAAGUUCAGGCACCCUUUCUGUAUUCAACAUUCAGCAGUAUUGUUGGCUUGCAGAAGAAGAAAAAGCUUCCAAUGAUGCUUACAUCUAUUUCUCUAAUUUUGUAUGGAAGAUCACAGACCAUGAAUCAGUUGCAGUACAUACUUGGCUUAAUUCUUCAGAAAUGUGGUCUUAACAGAGAGGGGUUGAACAUCUUGCAUGACCUAGGGAUAGCAAUUUCACCUACAAGUCUACACAAGAAAACAAAGGAGCUAGUGAAGCAGCAAGAAAAUCAACUCCAUUCAUUGAUGACCUCUUAUGUGCAUGAGACUGAAAGCAAGCAUAAGAUGGAAAAUGCUGCAGAGGAACAAAUGAAUGCAGAUGUAGUUAACAACAAGAAGCUGCGACCAAUUGAGAUGCUAGGGAAUUUAUCAGCUCUUUUAUAAAGAGAAAAGUAGUGCAGAUACAGGUUCUCUAUACCAACUGAGAAAUCUGUUAAAUCGACGAAAUGUCUCUGGCCCUGAAGAAGUGAAUUCAAGCUACAGAGCACAUCAUGACUUCAUAAUGGAUGUCACUGACUCCUACAUCAUUGCAACAUUUCUUGAUGUCAUGCAAAUGGAGGAUUUGAGUUGUACUCCUAAACCAAUACCCUUACUUUCGCUUAUGUCUGAUGACCAGAAAAAUGAGUGGCUUCUGAAUGCAGCAGAAAAAGUUCUAAAUGAGCUGAAAAUAAAUGAAGUUUCCUUUCAGGCUAUCGCCGAUGACAUGGGGGCUCUAGAUGGUGAUACGAGUAAUCUUGAUGCCAUGAAGUCUGAAGAUUUCUAUUUAUGUGCAGUAUGUGGAAAACAAUACUCUAAAAGAGGAUGGCUUAAAAAACAUCUGCAAAAGAAACAUCAUUGGAAAUUUCACAUUCCCGAGGGACACUCCAAAGACAAUAAUCCAAUACAGACUUUUCUUUUUAUGUCUUUGCUACAUAGAGACACGUGCGACUCGUAUCGAAUGGGUGAUGGAGAAAGAAUCAUCCGAAAUGUGUAUUUUGAAUGGUUAUUUGCAGCUGGACUUAAGCACUCAAAGUACAAACUCUGGCUUUUUAGAACUCUUUGCUACAUUUAUCUUCUAAGCCCUGAGCAAAGUUUUGAAUACAAAUGGAACACGACGAUAAAUUUAAAAGGUGGAACGGGACAGUGUAUCCCAAAUGAUAACUGUGUAGAACUUCAAGUACACACUAUUAAGAGUCAGUUGAAUACUCAAGGCUCCAAUAAGUCAUACAAGUCAGCUAAACAAAUUUGUAUGACCACUCAAGUCAUUGAUGCUGUCAGGGACAAUCUUAUGUCAUCCACAAAAACAGCCAAAUCCAAAAGCAGCCGACCAACGGUUGACAAGACAAAGGAUAUUGUGACUGUUAUAAACUGUUUAAGAUCUAAAGGUUUUAUAAAAGACUUGAUUUGGUCACGCUUUCACAGUUUCAAAGAUCCAAUUAGUCAUAUUGAUAAAAUUGAUUUACAUGAUUGGAUUCUUCACCAGAAAGAAAUUGCUAAUCUGUAUUUGAAAUAAUUAUUUACUUGUAAUUACAGGUACAAUAGUUAUUAACGCAGGUCCCUUGUCAGAUUAUGUCAUACUAAUAUUUUGACGUUAUAUUUCUUAUAAUGGUUUUCCCGCAAUUGUUUUGUGUUUUUCCCUUCUUGUAAUGAGAUGCGUCUAAAUGUUAUCAAAGAUCUAUUAGUCCUUUUUUUAAAGACUGUUUUAUAUAAUUCCACAACAUAUUAUUGUUAUCGUAGUUUAUUACUUAUUCGUGAAAUAAAAUAUCCAAAAAAUAUGAUGCAGUAAACCCAUAUUUCUUAACAAGGGACCCAUCUAAAAGUAGAUCCAGGGCUUUAUGCAUCCAGUUUAAUUUAUAUAGCAACUCAUACAUUCAGUUGUCUACAUUUAGCUGUAAAUAUCUUAUGUUUAGGUUCUUCAAAAAAUAUAAUGUGUGCAACAUUCGGCUUUUAAUUUUGUGUCCACGAGAUACAUUGUGCACUAUAAAGUUUUAGUUGUGUAAGCUUUAUCAUUUAUCAUCAAUUUUAAUAUCAAAAAAUACUUGUAUGGCUAAAAUCUUUAUGUAGGGUUGUGUUCAAAAAUCAAAAUGUCAUAGAAUACAUAUAUUGAGUUUCGGAUAAAUUUUCAAUGCACACCAUUUUUUGUAUCAUUCAUCUUGUAUAAUAAUUUUAUUGCAUGAAAUUCAAAUUGUGCAAAUUUAUUGCCAUGUC
Magallana angulata is the source of this 2490-nucleotide messenger RNA. RefSeq lists its product as uncharacterized. The transcript has 4 exons. The record is from RefSeq and is a predicted model, not a curated record. Lineage: Eukaryota; Metazoa; Mollusca; Bivalvia; Ostreida; Ostreidae. The coding region runs from base 806 to 1795 and encodes 329 amino acids.